AUGGUGGUCGAGUCUUCGAGAUCAGUCAAAAGGGUCGGCGACGAUUCCGAGAUCUUACGAAGACAUUUGCUCGCUAAUGGUCUCGGCGUCACUCCUCCUAUGGGGUGGAAUAGCUGGAACCAUUUCAGCUGCAGCAUAGAUGAGAGAGUCAUCAAAGAAACUGCUGUUGCUUUGGUUACCACUGGCCUUUCUAAGCUUGGUUACAACUAUGUUAACAUCGAUGAUUGCUGGGCUGAAAUUGCUCGUGACAACAAGGGAACUCUUGUGCCAAAGAAGUCAACUUUCCCUUCUGGUAUUAAAGCGCUUGCGGACUAUGUUCACCGUAAGGGCCUUAAGCUCGGGAUUUACUCGGAUGCCGGGUACUUAACCUGCAGCAAAACCAUGCCGGGUUCUCUAGGCCACGAGGAGCAUGAUGCUAAGACAUUUGCAGAAUGGGGAAUUGAUUACUUGAAGUAUGAUAACUGCAACAACGAUGGCUCGAAACCGACUGUCAGGUAUCCAGUGAUGACCCGAGCUCUUAUGAAAUCUGGCCGUCCCAUCUUUCACUCCUUGUGUGAAUGGGGAGAUAUGCAUCCAGCUCUCUGGGGAUCUCCAGUAGGCAACAGUUGGAGAACCACUAAUGACAUCAAAGAUAAUUGGGUUAGUAUGAUCUCAAUAGCAGACAUGAAUGAAGUCUAUGCUGAGCAUGCAAGGCCUGGUGGCUGGAAUGACCCGGAUAUGCUUGAAGUGGGGAAUGGAGGAAUGACGAAAGACGAGUACAUAGUCCAUUUCAGCAUAUGGGCAAUCUCAAAGGCUCCUCUUCUACUUGGUUGUGACAUAAGAAACAUGACCAAAGAAACAAUGGAGAUCGUCGCAAACAAGGAAGUCAUUGCUAUAAACCAAGAUCCACACGGUGUUCAGGCCAAGAAGGUUAGAAUGGAAGGCGAUAUCGAGAUUUGGGCAGGAGCAUUGUCAGGUUACAGAGUAGCGUUGCUUCUGUUGAACCGUGGACCAUCGCGAACUUCGAUUACCGCUAAUUGGGAUGAUAUUGAGAUCCCUGCAAAUAGUAUCGUUGAAGCCAGAGAUCUAUGGGAGCACAAGACAUUGAAGCAAAAGUUUGUAGAGAAUUUGACAGCAACAGUGGAUUCUCAUGCCUGUAAGUUGUAUGUUCUCAAACCUGUUGCCUGA
This is a messenger RNA of Arabis nemorensis, 1167 nucleotides long. The record is from the annotation of a GenBank genome assembly. Lineage: Eukaryota; Viridiplantae; Streptophyta; Magnoliopsida; Brassicales; Brassicaceae.